AUGGCGACAGCGACGAACACGAGGGCUCCCCAUCGCCCUCGACCUGUAAGGAGGAGCGCCUACCCCCAGGUCGGGCCUGAGAUGUGCAGCAGCAGCAGCAGGGGGCGAGGAGGCAGGCGUCGUGGUGGUGGGCUCGUCUUUGAGGCACUCGAGGUCGUGCGCGGCAUCAUGGACGCCCGGCAGCUGCGGGUCCCCAUUCAGGCUGCGGCAUCUCCUCCAUGCGCGCCGCCAUGGUCCUCUGCUGCGUCAACAGCGAAUUGUGGAGAUGUCUGUGUCUGCAGAUUUCUCAAAGAUACACAAGCUGAUGGUGGUUUGGAAGAUGUACAAGUUGCUGGAGGUUUGGAAGAUCUACAAGUUGCUGGAGUGACAAUCUGUAUGUAUAUGUUUUGUGAUCUGUCAUGUCUGUUCGAAUAUAAUGAUUGGAUAUUAAAUGAGGGAUAUCUUGCCCAGAACAAUUUAUAUUGCUUCCGAGAAAGCACGUCAUGGCAUAUUACCUGCCAGAGGAAAGCCCGUGCGGUCCAAAAAGAACCUGAACCAAAUGUAGUGGAAAUCUUCAAGGAUUGCCACACCAGCAAGAUGAAGGGCAUGAGCACACCAGUUCAAGCAGCUGUUCCAAUGUCAGUUACUAUGUUCACUUUUAUACACAGUUGUAUUAAUGUAUCAUUUCCUCUUACAUGGUUUAAAAGAGAUGAAGGAUAUUCUUUUGGUCUUGAUCUAUAA
This is a messenger RNA of Triticum turgidum subsp. durum (durum wheat), 720 nucleotides long. NCBI's taxonomy places the organism in Eukaryota, Viridiplantae, Streptophyta, Magnoliopsida, Poales, Poaceae. The record is from the annotation of a GenBank genome assembly.